AUGAUAUUAGCAGAGAUGGCAUACGAGAGGAAUGUCUUAAACGAGUCCAAACAACAGAGUGAGAAGCCCACGUUAACCACGUGUGAAACGGUGUCCAAACUAUCACUACUGGCCGCCUAUGACGACAUGUGCCGUAACGGCAAUAGUUUCAUAGAUAACAUGAGCGACGAAAACGUAAUCAAAGAAAUGGUCGAUAAGUGUGAACACAUGCGAAGGGAAUGGCAGUCGACUCGCAAAGAGUUGACUCAAUUAAGCGAUGAGAACCAGAAUCUGAAGCUAAGUGUCAAACAAAUGGCAAACGAUUUGCGGAGAGAGCGGUCCCGGAGGAAAGCCUUCCACAAGAAGCUACUAGUGUUGGGCAAUCAAUACGAGUUGUUGCGCGAGUUUGUCAUCUCUAACAUCCGGGACAACCGAAACAUCGAAAAAUUGUUCAGUCAAUUGAAUCUGACAUCCGGUGAACUGUCGGACGAGCCAUCGGAUUAUCAAUCAUCCGACGAAAUCGACAUGUCUUUACCCGCGUAUAUGGAGUAUAGGAGUUCCCGCACCGAUAGUGUACUCAAUUCAUAGAUUACUAUAGGAAAGUGCCAUAAAAUUAAGUGCGAUAUUCAAUGUGC
This is a messenger RNA of Oppiella nova, 614 nucleotides long. NCBI's taxonomy places the organism in Eukaryota, Metazoa, Arthropoda, Arachnida, Sarcoptiformes, Oppiidae. The record is from the annotation of a GenBank genome assembly.